This is a messenger RNA of Halichondria panicea, 2677 nucleotides long. RefSeq lists its product as uncharacterized. The record is from RefSeq and is a predicted model, not a curated record. Lineage: Eukaryota; Metazoa; Porifera; Demospongiae; Suberitida; Halichondriidae. Bases 1714 to 2544 code for a protein of 276 amino acids. The transcript has a single exon.
UCUUAUUUGCAUGUGAAGUUCUACAUACAAAUGAUACUCUCAUUUGCAUGGUGAAGUUCUACAUACAAAUGACACGCUCUCUCUUGUUUGCAUGGUGAUAAUCUACAUACAAAUGAUAGUCUCAUUUGCAUGGUGAUAAUCUACAUACAAAUGAUACUCUCAUUUGCAUAGUGAAGUUCUACAUACAAAUGACACGCUCUCUCUUAUUUGCAUGGUGAUUUUCUACAUACAAAUGAUACUUUUCUUUGCAUGGUGAAGUUCUACAUAUAAAUGGUACUCUUAUUUGCAUGGUGAAGUUCUAUACGAUGAAAGUUCUACAUACAAAUGAGAAGUUCUACAUACAAAUAACGCUGCAUGGCAAAUGAUAUAAGCUUUGUUAGUUUUACAAUGACACUCUCAUAAUUAUAUAUUUGCAUUGACUUGAAACCACUCCCUUUUUCAUCUAUAAGGAAGGGCUCGGAUGAAAAAGGGAAGGUUGGAAUACAAUUAGAACAAACCACUAUAACUACAUAAUGUGUGGGUGUUUAUUCAGCUUUGAUCCCAGACCCCGUCAGAAAUGUAUUUUAUACUCGAGGCUAUAUAGCAACAGAAACAGUACAUGCGUGAGUGGUGGCACGCAAGUUGUUAGGACGUUAACAUUGUGGGAGCGUGACAUUCUUCACGCAUGCCCCUAUAGGACAACUGUAAAUUUAUAGUGAAGGAGGACACAAUUAACAUUAUAGUAUAGACGGACAUUUUAAGUAACAUAUCAACUACGCGUUGGACACGCCCGCUCAUGUGGCAAUCCUUUUUGGUCACAUAAGUGGGCGUGUCCAAUAACGGAGUUAAAAAAAUUACUCUCUCCCCUGAGCCUUUUCUUAGGUGAAAAGGAGUAGUUUCCAGUUUAGCAAAUUAACUAUGCAAAUGCGAGAGUAUCAUUUGUAUGUAGAGCUUCACCAUGCAAAUGAGAGUAUCAUUUGUAUGUAGAACUUCCCCAUGUAAAUGAGAGUAUCAUUUGUAUGUAGAACUUCACCAUGCAGAUGAGAGUAUCAUUUGUAUGUAGAACUUCCCCAUGCAAAUGAGAGUAUCAUUUGUAUGUAGAACUUCACCAUGCAAACAAGAGAGAGCGUGUCAUUUGUAUGUAGAACUUCACCAUGCAAAUGAGAGUAUCAUUUGUAUGUAGAACUUCACCAUGCAAAUAAGAGAGAGCUCGUCAUUUGUAUGUAGAACUUCACUAUGCAAAUGAUUUUAGUACUAAAUAAAAAGAGCUGGAGGUUUUGGCACUGAUCACCCCCCAUACCUGCGGUGCUUUCAUUAUUCUUAGUGUUCUAGUCUUUCAGCGAAAGUUCUGUAGUGAACACUUUACUUUAUUGUAUUAACGAUCUUUACCAUUAUUGAUUUCUGUAGUCACCUUUACCAGUUUUCCGUUAUUAUAUCAUGUUACGUAAUACGCAAUAGAAUUUAAUCACGCAAUGCGCUACUACUUUAUUCAUCUCUUUGUAGUCCUACCGCAUUGCCUCUUUUUGUGAUUUUUACUAUUCUUUUGUUAGCCUCUGUACUUAGACGCACACACCCUGUUUCUGUCUCAUCAUUCAUUUCACUUUAUGUUUGUGGACAAGAAUUUAGAAUGAAAUAUUAUUAGUAACUAAACUACUAAAUUGGUGACCUCGACGUGAUCCAAAUGGUAACUUCUCUCAGCCCAACUCGCCCAAGCUUCUCCCCAGACGUCCCAACAUGACACUGGAAGGCGGAGAACCGGCCCUGCCAGAAGCUGCAGCAACCCUCUCUGCAGUCUCCAUCAAACUACCCCCCUUCUGGCCGGCAGAUCCUGAAGUUUGGUUUGCGCAAGUGGAGGCACAGUUUACCACCAGGCGCAUCACCACUCAGAAGACCAUGUUUGACCAUGUGAUCAGCUCACUCAGCCCCGAAUUUGCUACUGAAGUCCGUGAUCUACUCCUCCGACCUCCCACAGACAACCCCUACAACACACUCAAGGCAGAACUCAUCAAGAGGACAGCUGCGUCUGCCCAGAGGAAACUUCAACAGCUCAUCAGCGGCGAGGAACUCGGCGACCGAAAGCCUACUCAGCUCCUCCGCAGAAUGCAACAGCUACUGGGUGAUCAACUGGGUGCUGACGCAGACACCAACGCAUUCCUCAAGGAACUGUUCCUGCAAAGACUCCCUGCGAAUGUCCGUAUGGUAAUAGCUUCGGCAGAUGUCACCACAGACCUCGCCAAGCUAGCAGACAUGGCGGACAAGGUACUUGAAGUUGCUACACACCCGAACACUGUCUCUGCAAUACGACACUCGCCAAACAUGGAUGAGGUGGAAAAACUCAAGGAGGAAGUGACACGCCUAGCUGACCUUGUGGCCUCACUUACCUCAACUCACAGCCGUGGUCGCUCCCGAAGCCACUCUAGACAUCGUCGCCCUCGUAGUCCCGCUCCCCUGGACUCUCAACAAGCCCCAGACAAACCCCUCUGCUGGUACCAUCACAAGUUUGGAGAGGAAGCACGAAAAUGCCAGGAACCAUGCAACUGGGGAAACUCUCAGGCCGGACCCUAGUGGCGACAAGUGUCACCGGCCCACCUUAUAGUUGCCUAUUUUUUGUAAGUGAUGCACACACUAAUACACGAUUUUUAGUUGAUACAGGUUCGGAAGUCAGUGUCAUUCCCCCAAACCCCACUGACCGACGACG